AUGGGUUUCCCUCGAACGACAAUCAACACCGCUAUCAAACGUUGUGAAAAGAAAAGAAAAACUAGUACUGCAAAACCAAAGACCAGGCCUGGGAGACCAAAGAAGCUCAGUGUCACAUACGUUGCAAGUCUUUGCUUGAGCGUGAGGCGUAACCUUUUUGAGAGUUAUGCAUAUCAUCAAAGGAAUCUGGCAGCUGCUGGUGUCAUCAUCUAUAGAUAUACAGUUAUCCGACACCUCAAGACUGAAAGUUUUUUGUUUUUGUUGUUCUUACACCCCUGUUUCGAAGCCAAACUUAACCCGAGAACAGAAGAAGAACCGGCUGCAGAAGUAUGGAAAAGGUCCAAGGAUGGUGUGGGGUUUUUCUGGGCUGGUGGGCUUGGCCCAUUAUCGUUUCUCGAAGGCUUUAUAGACCAAGACGCAUAUGUCAAUUGUUUAUCUAAGGACUUCAAUUCCUGGUAUAAGAAAUCGGAUGGUGAGCAGAAAAUUAUGUUUAUAUUUCAAGAAGAUGGUGCUAGUUGCCAUACUGGGUCUUAUACGACGUGGUGGAAAAACCGUUGGGAAAUUAAACGCUUUGACUACUGGCCAUCGCAAAGUCCGGGUUUGAACCCGAUCGAGCACGUCUGGCAUGCCCUAAAAGCCAAUCCCAAGGCUUGCAUUCUUCAGGAGUGGGAGAGAUUUGAUCCAGGGCUUCUUCGUACUCUUGUAGCGAGUAUGCCAGAUAGAAUCCGGGCAGUGAUAGAAGCUUCUGGGAACCACAUAACAUAUUAA
This is a messenger RNA of Phycomyces blakesleeanus NRRL 1555(-), 768 nucleotides long. RefSeq lists its product as hypothetical. The transcript is spliced from 3 exons. Lineage: Eukaryota; Fungi; Mucoromycota; Mucoromycetes; Mucorales; Phycomycetaceae. Gene Ontology annotation, molecular function: nucleic acid binding. The record is from RefSeq and is a predicted model, not a curated record. The coding region runs from base 1 to 768 and encodes 255 amino acids.